Parastagonospora nodorum SN15 is the source of this 1333-nucleotide messenger RNA. RefSeq lists its product as hypothetical. The transcript has a single exon. Lineage: Eukaryota; Fungi; Ascomycota; Dothideomycetes; Pleosporales; Phaeosphaeriaceae. Gene Ontology annotation, molecular function: zinc ion binding; 5-methyltetrahydropteroyltriglutamate-homocysteine S-methyltransferase activity. The record is from RefSeq and is a predicted model, not a curated record. Bases 1 to 1137 code for a protein of 378 amino acids.
AUGCCUCUCCCACCAGGCGUCUACCGCGCCGACCAUGUCGGAUCUUUCCUCCGCCCGAAAGCCGUCCUCGACGCCCGCUCCGACGCUGCCAACGGCAAGAUCACCAGCGAGCAACUCCGCAAGGUCGAAGACGAAUGGGUCAGCGAUGUCGCAAAGAAGCAACUUGACAACGGCCUUCGCUCUGUCACUGACGGCGAGUUCCGUCGCGCAUACUUCCAUCUCGACUUCCUGAAGCACCUCGCUGGUAUCGAAGAGAAGGGACAAGUCGGCAACAUUAGGCACAAGGACGGAUUCUCCCCACCAACUCUUGUUGUUCAGGGAAAGCUUGGUCACCCCGAAGCUAUCCAGGUUGAGGACUUCCAGUUCCUUGAGCAAGCUAUCAAGAACAAUGACGCCAAGGCGACACCUAAAGUCUGCAUUCCUUCGCCCACUAUGGUACAUUUCCGUGGAGGAAGGGCAUCUAUCGACGUUUCUAGUUACCCAGACUUAGACGUCUUCUUCGAAGACCUCGCACGUGUCUACCAAGAAGAACUGGACUCUCUCUACAAAGCCGGCUGCCGCUUCGUGCAACUCGACGACACGAACCUCGCAUACCUCUGCGAUCCAGACAUGCGCAAAGCAGCCGAGCAAGAGCGCAACGAAGACCUCUCAACUCUUCCCCGCAAGUACGCGGAGCUCAUCAACAAAGCCAUCUCCAAGCGCCCCGCAGACAUGAAGAUCGGCAUCCACCUGUGCCGUGGAAACUACCGCUCCAAGUGGUUCGCAUCAGGCGGCUACGAGCCCGUCGCGGAAGUCCUGUUCAAGGAACUCAACGUCGACGCAUACUUCCUGGAGUACGAUGACGCGCGAUCGGGAGACUUCAGCCCGCUGCGCCAUCUCCCCGAGCACAAGGUCGUCGUGCUUGGCGUUAUGAGCAGCAAGAAGAACACCCUCGACGACAAGGAGGAGAUCAUCAGGAGACUCAAAGAGGCCGCGAGCAUAACGCCCAAGGGUCUGGAUCAGCUCUGCGUCAGCCACCAGUGCGGAUUCUCAAGUACGGCAGAGGGCAACGAGUUGAGCGAGGAAGAGCAAUGGGCGAAGGUCAGGCUAGAGGUUGAGAUCGCGAAGGAGCUGUGGGGAGAGGACUUGAGCCAAUAAACGAUGGAUUGCUGUGAGGUGUGAGAGGCGUUGCGAUGAUGCAUAUUGAAAUGGCGUUUCUCAAGGGGAUGAAAGCGUAGAGGAUGUUUUGUUCGCAUGAUUCAACAAGCGAUUCAAAGACCGAGAGGGUCGAGAGAUGUAAGGAUUAGUUAUGACGCUCCGUCUCAACGACUGGAAAUAUGAUGAUUAUGAACUA